This is a messenger RNA of Suillus subalutaceus, 2443 nucleotides long. RefSeq lists its product as uncharacterized. The coding region runs from base 1 to 2325 and encodes 774 amino acids. The record is from RefSeq and is a predicted model, not a curated record. The transcript is spliced from 9 exons. Lineage: Eukaryota; Fungi; Basidiomycota; Agaricomycetes; Boletales; Suillaceae.
AUGUACACGGACCAAGACUCAGAAACCAUUCAUUUCCUGCUCUUGAUCAAGGUUAUCGCGCUGUUCAACGCAGAUCAACAUGACGAGGCAAACCUGCUCCUCAAAGAACUCACUACCGGUUGUCCGAAUGCCGAUACUCUCGCAUGUCGUGUCGUGCAAGCAUACCUAUGUGUUGAACUUGGACUCAAAGCCUUGGAUGGCGCGCGUCACGAUGAAGCCGCCGGCCAUUUCACUGCUGCUAUCAACUCCGGCGCUUUCUCAUCGAAAUUCAUUCAUGAGAUAUACGAGGACUUGGUCGUGGUGCCUCUUUGCUGGGACCUGGAGUCAUUGUGGCAAAAGGCACACCAGAAGCACUGUGAUGCACUCCUUCGGGCAGGUAAACUUCAAGAUGCCGUGAAAUCAUUCCGAUACAUGAUUCACAACAUCGACGACACAACGACGGGCAACUGGUUUGAAUGGUCCAACGGCAAGUUAGGACUUUCACGGAAAAAUGCAGCGCGCCCUUCUCUACCAGCGGAAAUGUUGCCCUCGCUGCAAGCAAUUGCGACAGGGCUAUCGACCUAUACCCGACGGCGAUCGACCUACCUUCUCCAUCCGAUGCUGUCUUUGCAAAUCGUUGUAAGGAAAAGUUGGGAAAAAGCUAUGGAUGGAAGCACUUCUCGAUGCGCAGAAGGUGCUAUGGCAUUCAUUGUUUCUUCACCUAUGCUCAUCCAUUUCAUGGCGCACAGCGUUAUGAUGAAGCUAUUGGCGGCUUUCCAAACGAUGCUCUCAAAAUUGGAUCGUACUUCCGACGCUGAGACACGAAAGUUGCGCGAGCAGUAUCUCGGUCCAUCCGAAGUGGACUGCGCUAUUCGAAAGAUCAUCGAUACUCAACUUGACAAUGCUCCGAUGCGUGUACUCGACACUACCACCGGACUCUUAUGCGAUCGAGAGGCGCAGAUACGCACCUUCAAAUCGAGCAUAGAGUACAAGGAGCUUGUAUCAUCAACAAUCACGCAUUCUGACUUCCGAACGAAGCGCAUCAAAGAAGUGGUGAUGACGUAUUUCCAAUAUGCCAUGUUAUCGCAUAGGUGGGAAGGCAAGGAACCGCUACUGCAGGAUAUUCAGGGCAAGGUCGUCUAUAAGCUGGAUCCGGUUGGCGGCAUCACAAAAUUGCAGUCCUUCUGCAAAACUGCUCGUGAUUUGGGCUAUCGCUGGGCAUGGAGUGAUACAUGCUGUAUUGACAAGAGCAACAAUGUUGAGCUCCAGAAUCGGUCAACUCCAUCUUCGUCAAAGUCUGGCGCACUGGCAAAUAGCGUUUGGAACACACGCGGAUGGACGGUUCAAGAAUUCCUCGCACCCAACAUCAUUCUAUUCUAUCAGAAAGAUUGGACUCUUUAUCUCGACGAUCGCACUCCCAACCACAAAGAUUCCGUCGCGAUCAUGCAAGAGUUGGAGUACGCGACAGGCAUAGAUCGGCGAGCCGUCAUGGCCUUCCGUCCUGGGAUGAGAGACAUCCGAGAGAAACUUCAGUGGGCGUCGACACGUAUUACCACGCUGCAAGAAGACAUCGCAUACUCAUUAUCCGGCGUCUUUGGCGUCCGCCUACGUGUUGAUUAUGGUGAGAAGAAGGCAGAACGCACUCGGGCGGCUCCUGCAGGAAAUCCUGUCUACCAGCCGACAUCACUUCAAUAUGAAGCUCCACCAUGCAAGCUGCCAUCUCUAUCCGAAGAUGAGAUUCAGUCAUCGGUCUCCUCGCUGCGAGGUAUUGUGGCUGUAGAAUCGGCUUCAAAAUUAUAUCAGACACUUGACUACCUGAGCGCUCCCCGUUUCGCGUACCGCCGGUUACAUCUGCCUUGCAUCGUAUUCCCAGUCACAGAAGCUAGGUGGAGGCGAGGUCGAGACCAGGAUACAUAUUCGUAUGAACUCAAAUCAGGCGGGCUUCACGACUUGCAAAUCACCACGGCAGACAAGUUGAUCCCAUUCUCGCCUGUAAGGCCGCCGCCCGCUUGGCAAACAAUCUUGCUUGUUCGUCCAUGGAGUCGCCGUCUCCUUGAGUUGCAUGACCCUGCAGACGAUACACGGAGAGCAGAAGAUCAGUCCGUACCCGAAUCUUCGUCGCACGAUUCACUCCCUGCACAAACUGAACCGAUUUAUUCGGAUUCUCACUCGCGAGCAUUGCGAUUGAUUGUUCGCCUUGGACAGCCUUUUAGUGCAUUUUUGUUAGCGCGGCAGCGCGACGGGGAAUUCAAGAGGAUCGCGUCGGAUCAUGAUAUCAUUGCACAGGUAAAAGACAUGACUUCUGUUGACGACAUGAUGGUCAUUAGGACACUAGAGAUACUGUAGUUGUAUGGAUUAUUCUAAAAUUUUCUGAGCGGUUUUCGUUUGUACCUUAACGAUACAAGUUAGUAGCAUACACAGAUAUAUACCAGCUGACUUGCAUAAAAGCGGACGUGAACUUGGG